Molecule: messenger RNA, 3126 nt
Organism: Maniola jurtina (meadow brown)
Lineage: Eukaryota; Metazoa; Arthropoda; Insecta; Lepidoptera; Nymphalidae
Gene: IleRS-m
Product: isoleucine--tRNA ligase, mitochondrial
Exons: 13
Coding region: 49-2886 (945 amino acids)
Biological process (GO): isoleucyl-tRNA aminoacylation
Cellular component (GO): cytosol
Molecular function (GO): tRNA binding; isoleucine-tRNA ligase activity; ATP binding
Source: RefSeq, a predicted model, not a curated record
UUCCUUUUAAAUGACAGCUUAUGUCAUAAUAAAUUUCUAACCUAAAAUAUGCUAAAAACUCAAAAUUUUACAAUUUACCAGUCUAAUUACAGAAAAUUAACCGCGAAAUGGACUUGCGUAGCAUGCGUAAGAGUAAAAAGUACAGCAGAACCAAAAACAAAAACUUACUCUCAUACAAUUUUGUUUCCAAAAACCAAUUUUCCGGCACGAUCGAACAAUGCAACUAAGGAAGAUAUUCAAAAGACAGCCAAGUUUUCUGAACUGUACAACUGGCAGAGAGAACAUCUGACAGGUGCAGAGUUUGUGUUGCAUGAUGGUCCACCUUACGCCAAUGGAGACUUGCAUAUGGGCCAUGCUGUUAAUAAGAUUAUAAAAGAUAUAAACAACAGAAGCCAGCUCCUGCAAGGUAAUAAAGUCCACUACAUUCCUGGCUGGGACUGCCAUGGUCUGCCCAUUGAGUUCAAAGCACUCAACACUAAGGCAAGGAAAAAUGAACCCUCAGACCCUGUGCAUACGAGACAAAUUGCCAGGUCAUUUGCUUUGGAGACUAUUGAAAGGCAGAAGGAAGCUUUUAAAAGUUGGGGCAUUAUGGCUGACUGGGAUAAGCAAUGCUAUUUAACGCUGGACAAAAAGUACGUACAGAAUCAGUUGCGACAGUUCUACAAGAUGUAUAUGUCUGGCUUGAUAUAUCGGGCAUUGAAGCCUGUUUAUUGGUCACCAUCUUCCAAAACAGCCUUAGCUGAAGCCGAGUUAGAAUAUGACCCGCAGUUCAAAAGCAAAGAAGUGUAUGUAAAAAUGCCAAUGAUCAUAACUCCCAAACCUGCAAAGCAUUUAGAUAAACCCAUAUCAGCUAUAAUUUGGACGACUACUCCUUGGACCCUGGUAGCAAACAAGGCAAUCGCAUACAGUGCACAAAUGAUGUACGCUGUAGUCUCUCUCAGUAGCAGGCCAGAUGAACUGUUCCUGAUCGCACAAGACCAGAUUCAAGAGUUGGAGAAGGUUUUGGGCGCUGAAAUUAGUGUUUUCGUUAAGUUUAAAGGUCAGCAUCUCCAGGGCUGUUCAUACAAAAACAAUCUUUCCCCGAAUGUUUUGCCGUUUCUGGAAGCGGAUCACGUGACGAAAGGCAAAGGCACGGGACUCGUUCACACUGCGCCUGCGCACGGACCGGAGGAUUUCUUGGUCGCUUUGAAGAAUAACAUGACUGUGGAAUGCAACGUAAACGAACUUGGCCAAUACACGAACCUUGGCCCCAAACUCGACGGCCUCCAAGUCCUAACCGAAGGCCAGGAUGCCGUCAUCAAAAUGCUGGAACAGUCCAUCCUUCAGACAGGAACAUAUGUCCACUCCUAUCCGCUGGACUGGCGGACCAAGAAGCCCGUCAUCAUCAGGGCGAGUCAUCAGUGGUUCAUUGACACAUCUGCGUUGAAGGAGAAAGCAUUGGCAGCUCUGGAACAAGUCACAAUCCUUCCACCGUCAACAGCAGAGCAAUCUCGGCAAGGCUUCAGAGCGCAGCUGGAGAAACGGCCCUAUUGGUGCAUUUCACGACAACGUGCCUGGGGCGUGCCCAUUCCCGUGCUCUAUAGAGGAAGUGACGUCAUUCUUAACGAGGAGAUCCUGGAAAGGUUAUGUUCUUUAGUGGAAAAACACGACGCUGAUAUCUGGUGGACUUGUGACGUCAGAGACUUGAUUCCAAAGGAUGUUGCGAAAAAAUAUGACUUUGAAAUUGAAGAAAUCAGUAAAGGCAAGGAUAUAAUGGACAUCUGGCUAGACUCGGGGCUGUCCUGGCAGAUGUUAAAGGGGAAGAAAGCUCGACUAUACUCCGAAGGGGUGGAUCAGCUGACGGGGUGGUUCCAAGCGUCCUUACUCACGUCUCUAGCUCUGAAAGACGAUGCUCCAUAUGAGUCAAUAUUCGUGCACGGCUUCGUAGUGGACGAGAAGAAACGUAAAAUGUCUAAAUCUAUUGGCAACGUCAUAGACCCUAAAUCCAUCAUAUACGGGGACAAGAAACAACCUGCGUAUGGAGUCGAUACGCUCAGAUGGUGGGUAGCCAGUCACGCCACUCAACAUUCUCAGAUAGUUAUAAGCAAGAAACUUCUAGAAGACUGCCAGAACGAGGUCAUCAGACUUCGCAACAUUAUAAAAUACCUUCUCGGCGUCAUUAACGACUUGGAAAAGUCGAAUUUUAACCAAAACCCGACCUUAAAUUACUUCGACCAAUACAUGGUAGAAGAAUGUCAUGAGUUUGACAAGCAAAUACGCGAUUAUUACAAUAACUUUAGGUAUAACCAAGUCACUCAAUCUGUAUUAUUUUUCAUUAGCAAUAAAGUAUCAGGACUAUACUGUCACUGUAUAAAAGAUAGGUUAUAUUGUUCUGAAAAGAAUUCAAUCGAAAGGUUGUCAGCGCAACUUGUAAUUCAUACGAUUUUAGUCUCUAUCUGUAAGGCGUUAGGUCCAAUUUUGCCUCAUUUAGUCGAAGAGGUGUGGCGUUAUCAUCCUUUGUAUGACAAACCAUUUUAUUUUACUAAGGAAAUACCUAUUUUACAGACUAAAAAUAUAGAAAUGUCUCUAAUGGACGCCAUAUUGAAUAUUAAAAAAGAUGUCUGCAUGAAAACAAAGAAUGAAACUUUAAAAAAGUUUAAAUUAAAUUUGAGGGUAGAUUCGAAUUUGUAUAGAAAAUUGAAUGAAUUAAAUGUGAGUGAUGGAGUGAACGAUAGCGUUUUGUGUGAAAUUUUAGAACUGUCAGCUGUCAAUUUGACAGAUAGUCAAGGCGGGAAACGGGAAAUCGUGUUGUCACAGAGUAAAAAUGGACAGUGCUUGAGAUGUAGGAAAUAUAAUGCCGCAGAUAAUAGUGAUAAAUGUUUAAGGUGUGAAAAAGUUUUAGCUUAGAGCCAUGCCGUAUUUUUAGUUAAUGUUAAAAGAUAAAAAAAUAAUGUCUAUCUAUCUGUUUGUUCGUUGCCUAUACGUUCGGGCAGUCUGGUUCAUUCGAUUGCUUCGAAACGAUGUACAGUUAUUGUUGGAACUUGCGGGAACGUUUCUGACAUAGUAUGAAAAUAAGUGAUAUUUAUUUGAUUUGCAUAAGUAAGUAAAUAGUUGAUUAUUAAUUGUUAUUAAAAGUUAUAGCAUUUU